GGCUGGGGCUCCAGUAGCCCCAAGGCAGAAGCGGCCAGAGUGCGUAGCCACGAACUACGUCCUCCAGGGCCCGAGUACCAAGGGCCCAAGUUGGAGCCGGACGCAGCGUUGACGCUGGACUUUGUAAUGGAGCUGGUGAGACACUUCCAACAUCAUAAGAAUGUUCCCUUACCAGCUCGCUAUCUCUGCAGGUUACUGGAGGAUGCCGAAAAGAUCCUCGAAGUGCGGGACAAAGAUGGCCCUGUACAUCAGUUGAGCAUGAAGACGUUAAGGCCCCACGAGACCGAAAACUUGGUCAUUGUGGGGGACCUACAUGGACAGCUUGCAGAUCUACUGUGGAUCUUUUUUAAGGUGGGUGUCCCUUCCCCGUCCAACCGUUUCUUGUUCAACGGCGACAUCUGCGACCGUGGCGAGAACGCGGCCGAGAUAUGGGCCCUGCUGUUUGCCUUCAUGUCCCUCUGGCCCGAAUCGGUUUACAUCCACCGCGGCAACCAUGAGGAUCGACUCCUCAACAUGGAUUACCACUGUGGAGGCUUCUAUGAAGAGGUCUUAAGAAAGUAUGGCCGGCAGGGUACGGGUCAAAUGAUCUACGAAAAGUUUGGACGAAUCUUCGCACGUCUGCCGCUGGCAUCAGUUGUCGACAACCAGAUCUUCGUGGUGCACGGCGGCCUCUCACGUGGCGCACCGGGGAGUUUCCUGCGACUGCUCCGAGCCAACCGGAACCGCAACCCAGAGAUCCCUUCGGCCUCGGCUGGCGCCUCUGCGGUGGAUCUGGCAUUCAUCGAUGCCAUGUGGGCAGAUCCUCAGGAGUACCCUGGCUCCUCUCAGAAUCCUCGGGGGCCGGGUCUUUCGGCGUUUGGUCCCGAUGUCACGGAACGGUUCCUGCAAGAGACCGGAUAUGCCUUGGUGGUGCGAUCGCACCAGGUGCCUCCGAACAACGAUGGCUUCUAUGUCCACCACAACCGAAAACUCUUCACAGUGUUUAGUGCUUCGAACUACUGCGGACUCACAGGCAACCAAGGAGCCGUGUUGAUCUUGAAGAAAGACAGUAGCAUCGAGGCGGUUCGGCACAUGGCACCAGCCUUCGAGCGCCUACAGGAGGUGGUGAUCGAGGCCCCAGAGGUUGCGGAGGAAACACCUGCGGCCGUACGCCGCACGCGGCAACUGCAACGUCAAUCCACCGCCGGACAAGUGGAGCUGCGCGAAGCUCAAGCCUCGCUGAAGGACGAGGAGCGUGCGCAGAAGAUGUACCAAGAGGUCUUUCAUCACGCGUCGAGGUGGGUGGUGGAGAAGAAAGCGGAGCUCUUCGCCUUUUGGGAGCAAUGUGAAGCAUCGCCGCGUCUUGGCGUCAAAGACGAAGACUUUGUCGUUCAUUUGGGCGGUCAUAGUGCGCAUCGAAAUUGUUUGGGUCUCCGAGUUCCCAGCUGCAACCCAGACAGCCUCACUGCCUUCCCAGUGGAUGGCUACGUGAGCUACGGCUGUGCGCUGGCGCAGCGCUGGCCCGGGGCGACCGUGGAGGUCUGCGGCUUCUGUGGGUUGGAGGCAGCCGAGAUGCUGGAAUCGAUGGAAGUCAAGGAGGUGGAGGAUGCGUGCGGCCAAGUCGGCCCCGGCCUACGCAAGCUGCUGCGCCGAGCAGAACAGCAGGGGCAGAGCUAUGACAUGGUGAUUUUGAUGGCCGGCACCAACGACUUGCAAGACCCGCGCAGUGCACCUGCCCCCAUCGCCACCUGCAUCAAGGAUCUGCACACCGCCUGCCACGUGGAAGGCGUGCGCACGGUCUGUUUGUCGGUGCCACCCAAUCAGUUUUUGAAGAACGCGCGCUAUCACGAGCGAUGGACCCGGGUCAACGAGCUCCUGCGCAGUUGGUGCCAAGGAGAAGGUCAGCAGGAGGGCGUGGUGCUCUAUGUGGACGUGCAGCAGAUCUUGCCGUACCCGGAUGGGUCCUCCACGGAACCUCGGUCGUCGCUGUGGAACGAGGAUGGACUCCACUUCUCAAAGCUGGGAGCUGAAACCUUGGGUUGUUACUUGAUGGAGCCUCUCCGCACCCUUGGCAGAGCUCCGAAGAUCGUGGCCUGCCCACAAGCCCUGGCACAGCCCAUGCCAAUGCGCUUGGAGAUUCCUGAGUCGGCAGCGGUGUCGGCGCCCAUGGAGCCAGUGAAGUGGCUGUUCUACGGGGACAGUCUCACGGCCGGUUUCCAUGCCUGCGGCCGGCUCUUCGCCCCCUACGCCGCCACGCUGGGGGAGGAGCUGCGGCUUGCGGAGCCCCACGAGCUGUGGGUCUGCGGUCUCAGCGGCUUGGAAGCCACCGAGCUGCUGAAGAAGAAGAACUCGGCCCAGAUCCGCGACGCCGUGCGUCGCACGGGGCCCGGCAUCGAACGCUUGUUGUCUGAGAAGACCUUCGACCUGGCGUUCAUCAUGUUGGGCACCAAUGAUUUGGCCAGUGGCGAGGAUGAGGAGACCUUCAACGCCAUCAAGAAGAUCCACGAGGCCUGCCACGCGGUGAAGCUGCGCACGGUGGCCUUGUUGGUGCCACCCAGCCAGGCCGUGGCCAAGUUUCGAGAGAUCGCCUACAGCCGAGAGAAGGUGAAUGACUUCCUGCAGCAAUGGGCCAAAGUGACUCCCAUGACCCACUUGGUGGACACAGGCGAGUUGCUUCCCUUUUCCAAAGAUAGCGAGCUCUGGGAGAUCGACGGUCUCCACUUCUCGCGCCUGGGCUCGCGCACGCUGGGCCGACGCCUUGCGCAGCAGAUCCAAGCGGAUCCGGCGGCGCAUGCCUUGCUCGCAGAAAAAACGCUGGGCGUUUUCGAUGGUAUGAAAGCCGUCGUUGGCGAGACGAUGAAUUGGAAGACCAUUGGUAAAGUCCUGAAAGUGAAAGAUACCCUCACCAAGGACGUAGACUAUCGUGCCUUCCUGGGCCGCUUCCGGGUGGCCGUGCUAGGCGGCCCGGCGGGCGGCCAACGCUGGGCGGAGGAGCUUCUGGGUCGAUUCUACGGACGUCUGCUGGCCUUGAAGGGUGACGCGGGGUCGUUGGAGGAGCUUGAGGGUUUCCUUGGUGGUGAUGACGGACAGGUGAGCGCCAACGACGCGCUCCAAGCCUUCCGCUGGGUGCUGGGUCCCACAGUCACUGAGGAGCAAUCGAAGGCGCUCCUCCGCACCCUGGCGGCGCACGCCCUUCCGGACCCUUCGCCCGUGGGGCGGCCCUUGGGAGUCUUCGAGUUCCUCUCUCGCUUGGACAUUUGUUUCCAGCAACAGGCGAGCUUGAACUCGAAGGGUCCUGACAAGCGCCUAGAGAAGGCCUCCCCCUGGGCCCGCUCGGUGUUGAGCCGCCUGGGACGCUUGCUGUGGAUGGAAGCCAUUGAUGGCUCUCCCAAGGCCGCCUCGACUCGGAUGCUGGACAUCUUCAAACAGUUCGAUCAGGACGGCGAUGGACUGUUACAGCGGGAAGAAUUUUCUCAGGCGGUGAAGCAGCUACUGGCCGAGUACAAAAGGGAUCUGCCAGAGAUGCUCACUGCUGAGAGUGCCUCCGAUGGCCGCAUUAGCGAGCUCGUGGACUUGGUGGAUAUCUCGGGGGAUGGCCUGGUGAACUACUUGGAGUUCUUGCACGCCUUUCAGCCAGUGGAUAGGACACCAGGUCGCGGCUUGCGUUUAGACCUCAUGGAGCAGAUUUGCACCACCAUCUGGCGGAACAAGGCCAGCCUCUUGCUAAAUUUUAAGUUCAUCGAGGAGGAGGUGGCACCUGGCCGCAUCAGUGGUCGCGUCUCGAAGGAGAAUCUCAGGCGCACACUGAAGACCCUGAACGCCUCCCUGGAAGCGAGUCAGGGAGUCGGAGUCCAUGGGGCACCUUUGACCACCGACCAGAUUGACAUCUUGGUGGACCACGCAGUGUUCGACGAGAACCACACCUUGGAUUACCAAGCUUUCCUGGACUCCUUCCAAGUGGUGGACAUGGGGAGCUCACGUGAAGGACAGGAACUCGCGGCCAGCAAGGGCGCAUCCGAGGGCAACGUGAGCGCGGAGUCCUGGAGGCUCUCCUGA
This is a messenger RNA of Cladocopium goreaui, 4035 nucleotides long. Lineage: Eukaryota; Dinophyceae; Suessiales; Symbiodiniaceae. The record is from the annotation of a GenBank genome assembly.